Molecule: messenger RNA, 3003 nt
Organism: Melospiza melodia melodia
Lineage: Eukaryota; Metazoa; Chordata; Aves; Passeriformes; Passerellidae
Product: zinc finger protein 239-like
Exons: 3
Coding region: 197-1057 (286 amino acids)
Biological process (GO): regulation of transcription by RNA polymerase II
Molecular function (GO): DNA-binding transcription factor activity, RNA polymerase II-specific; RNA polymerase II cis-regulatory region sequence-specific DNA binding
Source: RefSeq, a predicted model, not a curated record
UUAAAAAGGUGAUCAGACGUUUAGGCCGGUUCUGUUGGAGCAGUUGCCUAUGUUCUGACAUCUGUAACCUUGGAAUAUACCUCUGGAUAUAAACUCUCCAGCAGAAUCCAUCUCUUUUUCUCUUCACCAUCGCCUGAAGCUCUCCUCCUGAGGAUUUCCCAUUGCCAACCCCUGGGAUGCUGUGAGGAAGAGGAAGAUGCCCAUGGACACUGAGGCAGAGCAGGAACUGAGCAUGGAGAGCAGGGAGGACAAAUGCCUGCGGCAGAACCUGGUGGAAGAGGCCGUUUUGAGCGGCUCCACGGCGCAGGAAGCCAACGGGGAGGAAAAGCCCCGGAGAUGCCGCACGAGGAGGAGCUGCAAAUGCAGCUGGUGGGGAUCUGAGGGGGAAAGAGCCAGCCUGGGCCGGGAAGGUGGCGGGAGAUGGAGCCAGAGCUCGGAGCUGGUACUCCAUGAGCAGCUCCAUGAUGGGGAGAAGCCCCACAUGUGUGUGGAGUGUGGGAAGAGCUUCAGGCGGAACUGCAACCUGAUUGUGCACCAGAGGAUCCACACUGGGGAGAAGCCCUACGAGUGUGGGGAGUGUGGAAAGAGCUUCAGCCAGAGCUCCAGCCUGAUCAAGCAUCAGAGGAUCCACACUGGAGAACGGCCCUUCGAGUGUGGGGAGUGUGGGAAGAGCUUCAGCCUUAGCUCCAACCUGAUCAAGCACCAGAGAACCCACACUGGGGAGAGGCCCUUCGAGUGUGGGGAGUGUGGGAAGAGCUUCUCACAGAGCUCCCACCUGUCCUCGCACAAGAGGACCCACACUGGGGAGAGGCCCUAUGAGUGUUCCAAGUGUGGGAAGGGGUUUCAGAUCAGCUCCCGUCUCAUCAGGCACUAUCAGAGUCACACAGAGGAGAGGCCCUUCCAAUGCCCCGAGUGCGGGAAGGGAUUCAGGCAGAACGCCCACCUCAUCAGGCACCGGCGCAUCCACACUGGGGAGAGGCCCUACGAGUGUCCCCAGUGUGGGAAGAGCUUCUCCAGGAGUUCUCACUUGACCCGACACCAACAGAGGCACCGGUAAGGGAAGCCCUGCGAGUGCCCCGAGUGCGGGAAGAGCUUCGUGCGCUGCUCCAGCUCCAUCCCCCACUGGAGGAGGCACUUUGGGCACAGCCCGGGUCACUCACAUUCCCUGUGAUCCAUGUUGGCAACACACCUGGCUGCUUCUCCUUUUGGUUUCGCAUUAAGUUUUUUAUCUUCUCCGCCUCUCUGCUGUCUAAAAGCCAAGAGGGAUGGAUCUGUCACCUCAAAUCCCAGUGAAAACAGCUCAGUCUUAGACUCAGAGAACUCAGGCCCACAUCAAAAGGGCUUUUUCGCACCUCAAAAAAGCUCUACCUCUUCACAAACCUACUCGAUUCCACAGCCACCAGGGUGAGAUGGGGUUUGGAGGUGAUUUGGAGUAGUAGGAUCUCAAUUAGAUUGGUGGGAUGGAUAUUCUGUGGGUCAGGGUUUGUGGGAUGUAUUUGAUAGCAAAUAAAACUCUCAGACUUAUUGAUUUCUUUCCCGUUCAUUUUCAGUCCAUUGCAGUUCUGUUUGCAGAGUGCCUCCUUCUCAGGUCAUUGUGUUUGUGUCCUCCUUUCUCUCCUGCCUCUCUUUGCCUGCUCUGUUUCUCUCUCAGUGUCUCCCUUAACCCAGAAACCACCAGAGACCCUCCUUUGAUUUAAUUGCCCCAGUGACCACCAAAGACCCUCCCUUGAUUUAAUUGACCCCUGCCCUGUUUUAAUUGACCCCUCUGUCACCCUGGUUUUUUAAGUUUUUCUAAGCCUUCUGAUGUUGACAUUCUUGUAGCGAACUUUCUCACACACUUUCUGUAAAUAACUCAUUCUUUUGCAUUCCUUAAUAGAGGAGGAGAAAUUGAUGGACUGUUGGAUUGACCAGAGUCAUUGGAGAGGUGUCACUGUCACCUUCCAGUCCGCUGUCACUCUUGGAAAACUAUAAAUGUUGGAGUCAGAAAAUAAACUUCCCUUUUCCUUCACCCUAAGAACAGCGGUGUGUGCUUCUGUUCUUCUGUGUCCUCUAGUGACAUCUGGUGACUGCCGGAGUGUAGGCUGAGACACAGAGUCCAGAUUGCUGGUGAGGUUGUGUUGUCCCCCCUCUUUGGUGCUUUGCCUGCUGUUCUGGUGGUGAUGGCAACCUCUGCGAGUUUCAAGGAGGAUUCCCUCGUUUUGGAUCUCUGGAGGGGGGUCCUGGAGUGGAAACAGGUUUCUGUUUCCUGGGAUGAUUUUGAGAGAUUGUUUCUGUGGGCCCGAGAGCAAGGGCUCUUUUCGGACUCUGCAGAGCCAUUCUCCAAGGAGGAGUGGUCUCUCGUGGGGGUCCGCCUCAUGCAGGCCCUCUUUGAUGAUUGCACCGCAGACGUGGGAUCGCUGCUGGUGCAGUGGAAAAAGUGUGAGGAGCUUUGGCGGGGGUCUGGUUCUUGUAUCCCUCGGAGUUCCCAGUGGAGCCCUUCUGUCUCGGACAUGGGCGAGGGGGUGUUUGAGUUUCUGUGCGAUGUGGAGCUCUCUCCCCACCCUGGGACAGUGUGCUGGGGGACAAAUCCAACUGGGGGAUGGCGAUGGUUCCCCCGGGGUGGAUUUGGCUGUGCCAGGCUCCCUUGUGCUGCUCUGCAGUGAUGCGGCUCCACGGGCUGCACCUCUCUGGGCACCCCACUCCUCCUCUGUAUUGGGGACAGGGGCUCCUUGCUGGUCUCAUCCUGUCACAGACAUCUUUUCAUUAAAAUCCUUUCGUUAGGAUUUUUCCUGCUGAAGCUGAGAAGUUUCAGCACCAAAGUGUAAACAAUGGUUAUCUGCUGCUGUGGAAUGCAACAGGUGGAUCCGUGAUUGGUCUCUUGUGGGUGUUUGGAUGUACUGACCACUCACGGCAGAGCUGCUCUCGCUCUCUGCUGAGACACAGAUCUUUGUUAUUCAUUCUUUUCGAUUUUAUUCUUAGCCUAGCCUUCUGAGAAACCUUUUCCUUUCUAUUUCUUUUUAGUAU